This is a messenger RNA of Closterium sp. Naga37s-1, 4161 nucleotides long. The record is from the annotation of a GenBank genome assembly. NCBI's taxonomy places the organism in Eukaryota, Viridiplantae, Streptophyta, Zygnematophyceae, Desmidiales, Closteriaceae.
AUGAGGGUGAUGUUAUCGGGAUUGAAUGGAGGAGUGAGCCAAGGGGUGGACGGCCAUAGCAUCAACAGGUGCACUAUGAAUGGGCGGGCGCGCGGGGAAGCCGCAGUGUUGGGAGCAGUGGCACAACCAUCUGAAGAGGGGCAUAAAGAAGCUCAGCCUUUUAUAUGCUCCCCGUUCUUUCCCAUUCCUCCUGCGUUUCCGGCCUGGUUUGCUUGGCGAUCGCAGGAAGCGUGGACGGAGGAGGAAGAGCGGGCUUUCGUGGAGGCUCACAAGCGGCUGGGCAACAGAUGGGCUGAAAUCGCAAGGUUAUUACCAGGAAGAACAGACAACAGUGUGAAGAAUCACUGGAACUCAACAGCCCGGCGGAAGGAGGAGAUGGGGCGAGGAGGGGCAGAGGGCAAGGGAAACGGAAGGCCAGGCAGUGCCGGGAGUGGUGGUAGUGCUGGGAGUGGUGGGAGUAUGGGUGGUGGUGGUGGUGGUGGUGCAGGGAGUGUGGGCAGGGGGGGGUAUAGUGGGCGAUCGAACGUGCUCCUGCGGUACAUCCAGUCGCUGAAGCAGGGGGGGCGGAGCGAGAGCGGAGGGGGAGAGAGCAGAGGAGGGGAGGGCGGAGGGGGGGAGAGCAGAGGGGGGGAUGUGGGGAGCAGAGAGAGGGAGAGAGGGAGCAGAGUGGGAGAGCAGCAGAGCAGCAGAGGGGGAAGGAGCGAGAACAAAAGGGGGGAGAGGGAGAGGAGUAAUGGGAAAGAGGGCGAUGAGGAAAUCAGAAGCGUUGGUAAAGGAAGGAGGGAGAGGAGAGAGGAGGGGAGAAGGAGGGAAGGAGGAGAGAGUGUGGGGGAAUGGAGUGAGAGGGGGAGAGUGAGAACAUUGGACGAUGGAGACAUGGAGGCUUUUGAUUUCUCUCAGAAAACCACUGGAGACAUGGCGGUGGUGGUUGACAUGGUGUCAAGUGGAGACAUGGCGAUGGUGGUUGACAAGACUCAUAAGUCAAGUGGAGGCAUGGAGCAUCGAUACCAGCAGCAGCAGAACGAGCAGCAGCAGCAGCAGCACCAGCACCAGCACCAGCACCAGCAGCAGCAGCAGCAGCAGCAGCAGCAGCAGCAGCAGCAGCAGCAGCAGCAGCAGCAGCAGCAGCAGCAGCAGCAGCAGCAGCAGCAGCACUGCCACUUCUACCAAUCAAAUAGGAAUGUGUUCCCCCAUCCCUCCUCACCGCUUCCUUCCUCCACAGUCCUUCCUCCCUCAUCAUUCCUUCCUCCCUCCUCACCUCUUCCUCCCCAUGCAUCCCCUCCCUCAACUUUAACUCCUGCUCCUCUCUUCCCACUGGCCCAACAUUCAACAAUACACCAGUCCACUAACUAUAAUCAUUCCCCCACACCACACUCACCUCCUCCUGCUCUCUCUCUCUCCCUCGCCCACACUGCCCCUAAUCCCUCUCAUCCUCACCAGCCGCCCCCCCCGUUUCCCCCACCAUCUAAUUCUCACCUCCCCUCAUCCUCGUUCUCACUCUCCCCCUUUUCGUCGCCUCAAAAGUCAACUUUUCCUCCACCGUCUAACCCUGACCUCCCCCCAUCUUCUUCAUUCUCACUCUCAUCCUUCAAGUCAGCUCAAGCUUCACCCCCGCUUCCCCCACUGUCUAACUCUCACCUUCCCUUAUCUCAUUCACUCUCACUCUCCUCCUUUAAGCCAAUUCAAAAUUCACCCCCGCUUCCCCCACCGUCUACCUCUCACCUCCCCUUAUCUCAUUCACUCUCACUCUCCUCCUUUGAGCAGACUCAGAAGUCAACCCCUCCUGAGCCAUCCACCUCUCACCUCCCCCUAUCCACUCUCUCGCUCUCCCUUUUCGAACCCACGCAUACUUCAGCUUUCUCUCCCUCUUUAAAAGGAGAGCAGAAUCCUCAUAAUGCGCCUGCAACAGUCCGGGAGGCAGCACACAAAGCGCACAACCGGUCCCUGUUAGCGUCACGGCUGAUGCGAUCGCUGGGAGCAAAGAGGGCCAGGAGGCAGAGUGAAGGAGGGGUGGAGCAGAGGCAGCAGCAGCAGCAGCAGCAGCAGCAGCAGCAGCAGCAGCAGCAGCAGCAGCAGCAGCAGCAGCAGCAGCAGCAGCAGCAGCAGCAGCAGCAGCAGCAGCAGCAGCAGCAGCAGCAGCAGCAGCAGCAGCAGCAGCAGCAGCAGCAGCAGAAGCAGCAACACAGGACAACAGAAGCGUAUCCAAACAGCCAUUCUUCACAGGACAUCCCAACCAAUCCCCACAACAGCAAUCUCACUGAUCCUUCUCGAAACAUUUCAGCUGACCCGCAACCUGCCCCAAAAAGACGGUGCCUGCUCCAGCGCAGUGUGGCUGGGCCGCUACCUGGUGCUCCUGUAGCUGCUGUGGGUGGCACGUUCCUGCUGGUUGGCGAACUGAGCCUCACUCUUUCAGCAGCGGUCCCGGUUCAGCCCUCCGAGGAAGAUCCGUACUUGGAGGCCGUCCGAACCUUGUACCAGAGGGGAUCCGCAACCCCCUCCAUCUCUUUUCUCCCUGAUGUUCUCCUCCACUCUAAUCCUCCUCCUCUUGUCCCCCCGGACAAAAUCACCCCUCCCUCCUCCCGCAACCAGCACUGGGACAGCGCCUACGGGCUGCAGGCGGAGAAUACAUUCCCCCCUUCCGCCAUCUCGCUUCCCCCGGACGUCCCCCCCGCGCCUCACCUGGAGGACUGUGAGGCGCGCACAGUCUUCCGCCUGUCCACGGAGAAAUGGGGGAAGCGGGGGGAGCCGCCCUUCUGGGCUGUACCCAACCCUGCAUGCGGCAACGUCCCCCAACCCCCCUGGAUCCGAGGCUCCGACGCUGGCAACCUGGCAGCCACCCGGCAAGCACAAGCAGACAUAUGGCGACAGCAGUUCCCGCCCAGGCAGUGCAAGGGGCGGCGGGUGAUGCUGGUGGAGUGGCUGAGCAUGGGGUGGCACGGGAUAGGGUCGCAGCUGCAUGUGAUGGGCGCUGUGCUGAGUGCCGCCUUGGGGUCGCUCGACCGCUACUUCUUCCGCUUCUUGUCCCAGGAGUGUGAGGAGGUCGCUCUGAAAUCGCCCCCCCCCGCCCCUCCCCCCUCCUCCCAAACAUACCUACCCACGCUGCUGACUCAGUUGGGCCACCGGGGGUCGCUCGAAUGCUACUUCUUCCGGCUCUCGUCCCAGCAGUGUGAGGAGAUUGCUCUCAAGGCACAAACCCUCAUCAACGUGUGUUCCCCUUGCCCUCUUCCCUCUCAGAGUUGGGCCACCGGGGGUCGCUUGACUGCUACUUCCUCCGCUUCUCCUCCCAGGAGUCUGGGCCACCGGGGGUCUCUCGACUGCUACUUCUUCCGGUUCUCCUCCCAGGAGUGUGAGGAGAUCGCUCUCAAGGCACAUCAGGCCUGGAGGGAUGCUGAGGAGAGGAAACGGCAGGCUGCUGCCGAGGAAAAGGAGAGAGAAGAGAAGGAGAGGGAAGAAAAGGAGAAGGAAGGAAAGGAGAAGGAAGAAAAGGAGAAGGAAGGAAAGGAGAAGGAAGAAAAGGAGAAGGAAGGAAAGGAGAAGAAAGAAAAGGAGAAGGAAGGAAAGGAGAGGGAAGAAAAUGAGAAGGAAGAGGAGCAAGGAGGAGGAGGAGGUGGCGGUAAGGGAGGAGAGGGAGAUUCCAAGGAGGAGGGAGGGGGGCACGUUGGAAAUGGUGUCGGGAGGAGGCUCCUGCAAGAAGCAAUCAAGAAUGGUAGUGCUGAUGUAUCAGAUUCUGAUACAGCUGAUGGCACUGGCAGUGAUGAUUCUGGUGAUUUUAACGAGGAGCUCAAAGGAGAUGUGACAAGCGAGGAUGUGAUUGUAGCAGAGCCGUGCGACGGUGUGUGGUGUCUGGGCUCGGAUGCUCUGGUGAUCUUCCCAGCAACGCCAGGGUUUGGGGUGGAUGGAGGGUCGAACUUCAUUUCCCAGCUCAAUGUGUCCGCUGCAGACCUCUGGGGGAAUGCGUAUCUGAAGAGCCCUCUGCCCAAAGAGCCUCUGGGGAAAGGCGUAUCUGAGGAGCCCUCUGCCCAACGAGGUGAUGGGGCGUAUGAGCAAGCAGUCCGAGUUUCUCAAGAAGGUGAGCAGUGUUGCUACACAAGGGAAGGAGCACACUUGAGCAGAGCAGCCGUCUCCUCUGCACCCUCUGCCCAACGAGGUGAUGGGGCGUAA